Messenger RNA from Coniophora puteana RWD-64-598 SS2, 781 nucleotides. RefSeq lists its product as uncharacterized. NCBI's taxonomy places the organism in Eukaryota, Fungi, Basidiomycota, Agaricomycetes, Boletales, Coniophoraceae. The transcript has 3 exons. Bases 131 to 679 code for a protein of 182 amino acids. The record is from RefSeq and is a predicted model, not a curated record.
GUAUAUUUCCAUCCCCAUUCACACCUUUAGCAUCGCUUGCAAGCUAUCCCUUGAACCCGCAUUAAGAAGCCACUAUAACACUCUCUACUCUCUAGCCUGACGAUCUGCUCAAGUAAUCUCCCUCUAUAGAAUGCCCAAGGCUCCGAAAGUGCGAAAGCAACGAAAACGACCUUCAGUGACCCACAAGGAUCUUCUUCUUCGCCUCCUUCGGGAAGCAACAGCGGCAGAACUUGACAGCUUCAACCUCUCUCCCAGCACGACCUCCUCUUCCAAGCACGGCAGUACCAGUCCCUCACCACAGUCCCCCAGCCUCGGCCUCGACACACUUAACUACUCCAACAUCCUACUACUUGAAGAACUCGGAGAUGCACUGGAUAAUCGUACAGCUGUCAUUAAGCGCCUCGAGCAUCUCAUGCGCGACUCAGGCAAGAAGACGCCUACAGACCGAGCUACGCUCAAGGAGUGCCUCCGCCUUGAACUCGUCUCGCAGCAGAAGUUUAGAAGCACAAUCGAGGUCCUCAAGCACUCCGAGUUCAUCAGCGCCCUAGCACCUCCUGAGGACUGGAUCGACAUCCGGGAUGGUAUACGAGAAAUGACAGCACAGUUUGAGAAAGGCACGAAGAACCUUUGCAAACUGGGAGAUCGAAUCGCUAGCACCGUUGUCUCAGGUGGAUCAUAGUAUGUUGUACCGUGUUAGCGUCAAGUCACAUUCCGUGUAACUACUAAUUUGUAUUAUCGUGUGUAAUAUCUAUCGAGACCAUCAAUCUAAUGGUUGUUUACU